This is a messenger RNA of Neolamprologus brichardi, 1502 nucleotides long. It is a transcript of the gene rnaseh1, whose product is annotated as ribonuclease H1. Gene Ontology annotation, biological process: DNA replication, removal of RNA primer. The record is from RefSeq and is a predicted model, not a curated record. Lineage: Eukaryota; Metazoa; Chordata; Actinopteri; Cichliformes; Cichlidae. Gene Ontology annotation, molecular function: RNA-DNA hybrid ribonuclease activity; magnesium ion binding; nucleic acid binding.
AGUGUAGUAGAAAACAGUCGGGGAAACUGCAGGCAGAUUAUUGCAGUGCGUUUAGACUGAUUUUUGUUCGAUUUUGUUUACUGCAACAUUAUCAGAUAGGGAUAUACGGCCAAUGAAGAAACUAAGAUGACUGCAAGACUUAUUAGACUGGUGUUAAAUAUAUAGGGAAUACUUUUUUGGGCUUUUUCGGGUUUAGCUUUCCCGGACAUCUGUACACCUGGCUGCUAAUUUGGUCCCAUAUUUCAAGGUUUUAUGUCAAACCACGCCUUCACUACUCAAAUCUAUUGACAUUUGAAUGUAUCCGAGUUAAUAUCACGAUGCUAGCCACCUUUGUCCCCCCGCAGUGUGUUGGCAGACAGUGAUGUUUAGGCUGACUGGUCUUUUCAGAGCUGCAUGCAGGACCUUUUGUAGCGCUGCUGACGACAUGGCGAAAGGGAAGUUUUUCUACGCAGUUAGGAAAGGACACAAAACCGGAGUCUACACUUCAUGGGACGAGUGUAAGAGCCAAGUGGACAAAUUUCCUUCUGCCUCCUUUAAGAAGUUUGCCUCAGAGCGAGAUGCCUGGGCAUUCGUCAGAGGGAUCGAGCCUUCUGCAGUUCCAGACGUGAAGAAAGUAACUCAGAGCGUGGAGUCUGAUGUCACUCUGCUUCCUAAACGAGGCCCGGAGCCGCUCGAGUACAUCCCUCUUGGCAAAAAGAGAUGUCACUCGGAGGAGGAGGCGGGGCACCAGCCCAAACGAGUUAAGCCAUCAGAAAGCUCGACAUCACAAAACUCAUCAUCAGAGAGCUCGGACGGAUUCACGUACAUGGGUGACGCUGUGGUCGUUUACACUGAUGGCUGCUGCUCAAGAAACGGACAGAGCGGAGCACGGGCCGGCAUCGGGGUCUACUGGGGAUGCAACAACCCGCUAAAUGUUGCAGAGAGGCUGCAGGGAAGGCAGACCAACCAGCGUGCUGAGAUACAAGCGGCCUGCAGAGCGCUGGAACAGGCCAAACAGAAUAACAUCAAGAAACUCGUUUUAUACACUGACAGCAAGUUUACAAUAAACGGUGUGACCAGCUGGGUGAAGAACUGGAAGCUGAACAGCUGGAGGUUGAAAUCUGGAGAUCAGGUUACCAACAAAGACGACUUUGUGAAACUGGACAGGCUGAAUGGACAGGUGGAGGUGGUCUGGAUGCACAUUCCAGGUCACGCCGGCUACAGAGGCAACGAGGAGGCUGACAGGCUGUCGAGAGAAGGAGCGGCGAAGCCUCUGCAACCAGAGCACAAAGAAAAAGACGAGCACCUUUAAAGAAAUCUGCUGCAGGACUGUUUAAUGCUCUUCUUUGGUUCUUUAGCUUUGAAACAAACCUUUGAGAGGUUUGUGUUUCUUGUCCGUGUCAGUUUUGACUGUACCGAAGCUUGAAGGUUGCAGAGAGUCUGCACGCUCAUCCUUUUUCUUUUUUUUGUGUUGAAUGUAAAUUUUGAUUUGUUUUGGGUCUGAAUAAAGAUUUUAAGUUUCA